Melanotaenia boesemani (Boeseman's rainbowfish) is the source of this 3223-nucleotide messenger RNA. RefSeq names its product JAZF zinc finger 1a (gene jazf1a). NCBI's taxonomy places the organism in Eukaryota, Metazoa, Chordata, Actinopteri, Atheriniformes, Melanotaeniidae. The transcript is spliced from 5 exons. The coding region runs from base 211 to 942 and encodes 243 amino acids. The record is from RefSeq and is a predicted model, not a curated record. Gene Ontology annotation, cellular component: nucleus.
ACCCUGUCCUCAUCCACCCACCCACCCCCACCGUAACGCCUGCCUCCCAGCUGCGUCCGCCGCUGUCCUGUCUGGCCGCCCGGUGUCUGCUCCUCUCUCUGCCCCGCUCCGCUCCGCUCCCACCCCGGACCCGAAGCCUCUGCCUCCUCGUUUACCACCCCCGGCUCCUGGACCUCUCUGAAACCCAGUGAAUGCACCAGCACCAAAAACAUGACGGGCAUCGCCGCUGCUUCUUUCUUCUCUAAUUCUUGCAGGUUCGGAGGCUGCGGUCUCCAGUUCGAGUCUCUCGCCGAGCUCAUCGUCCACAUCGAGGACAAUCACAUCGACACAGAUCCGCGGGUUCUGGAGAAGCAGGAGCAACAGCAGCCCACUUACCUCGCCCUGAGCUACAUUAACAGGUUCAUGACGGAUGCAGCACGCCGGGAACAGGAAACCAUGAAGAAGAAGGCCACACCCAAGCUGUCCCUGUCCAUCACGGGUGGAAUGUCCAGGAACAGCACGGCCACACCUCCCCGCCACACCAGCGGUAACCUGACGCCUCCCGUCACGCCCCCCAUCACCCCUUCCUCCUCAUUCCGCAGCAGCACACCCACAGGCAGCGAGUAUGAUGAGGAGGAGGUAGACUACGAGGAGUCGGACAGCGAUGAGUCGUGGACCACAGAAAGCGCCAUCAGCUCUGAGUCUAUCCUGAGUUCCAUGUGCAUGAAUGGGGGAGAGGAGAAGCCGUUCGCCUGCCCCGUCCCCGGGUGUAAGAAGAGAUAUAAGAAUGUAAAUGGAAUCAAAUACCACGCCAAGAACGGCCACCGAACGCAGAUCCGCGUGAGGAAACCCUUCAAAUGUCGCUGUGGCAAGAGCUACAAGACCUCGCAGGGGCUGAGACACCACACCAUCAACUUCCAUCCGCCCGUCUCCACCGAGAUCCUGCGCAAGAUUCAAGGCUAAAGCUGGUGGCCACACCCGUCAACAACCCAAGCCCUGUCCCGGUCCCGACUUUUCCUUCCCCAACCUACACACUAAAGGAUCAAGUGCAUGCUUUAAGUUUUUGUUUGUUUGUUUUUUUUUUUUUUUUUUGUUUGUUUGUUUGUUUUUUUUUGUCACCAUUUAAUUUGUUACAUUUUUUUUCUAUCUAUAUCACUUGUAUUUUUUAAAAUAUGUAUCUUUGUAGUAUUUCUAUUGAUGUACAUUUGCACAUUUCAUUUAUGCUAUCAUUUUUAUGCUAUUUUUUUUCUAUUGUUUCACUUAUAACAUAAGGUGCUAACUGUAAAAAACAACAGAAAGAAAAGACAAAAAAAAACAAAUGAUAUAAAAGAAGAAAGGAGAAACAUAAAAAAAAAGAUGUGAAACAGGAAAUCCAAACAACUUCUGCCGUUUUCCUGCUCAUCCCUGAGCCGGAAGAAGUUGGCUUCUAGUGCUGAUAUGAGAUCAGUAGUUUUUACACUCCCUGUCUGCUGGCUGUAGAGUCCGGCUGAGCUUAGGUCUGUGCCUUCAUGGUCACUUCUGGGAGUAAAAGCAAGAGUUAAGUUAUACUUUUAACAGAUAUAUUGAUAUAUAAACAAUAGAUAUGUAUGUGUACAUAAAAAAUAUAAAAGUAUUCAUGAGCAUAUUCAUAGUUACACUUUAUUUUCAAGCUUUAUUUUAUAUAUUUCUGUCAGUGUUGUAGAUUUAGUGUUUUGUAUGUAUCGUUACGUGUUUUUUCCAUUCCUUCUUUGCUGAGACAGCCAGUUUUGUGGUUUAAAAACAGCUGGCUGAUUUUAGAGUUGGAAAGUUGAGAUAUUUUUACAAAUCCAAUACUCCUUUCCAUUUGAUACACUCUGAAUUGUGUGCGGUAUUUCACUGUUGAUCAGGAAGAGAACGCAGCCUGUUUCCUAAACUUCUCAUUCCCGGAGUCAUCCAUGUUUCCUCAUUCAGAGUGCCAGAGCUGUGCUCCACAGACUUAGCCGCUAACGUGGCCUAAGCAUCAUAUUGCGGUUGCCAAUGUCUUUGUUGCUAUGUUUUUUUUCCAUGAUCGUUGCCAACAGCUCUCCACUGCCAAACAUUGACCAUACCAUGUGCCUGAUGGGAGGGGUGGGAUGGGUGGGGGUUUAUCAUGAUGGUUUCACUGUGGAAGCCGUCAAACGUGUGGCAAUGAUUUUCUUGUUUAUCGCGCCUCCAAAAUGCACACAGAUGUACGUGAGCAGAAUGUUUUCAUGCAUGCUUUUUUGAAGAUGAGGUUGCAUUCAUAUUUAAAGGAGAUUACCAUCUACAACUUGUCAUUUGUGUGUUGUAGACAGCAGCAUUCCAGUCCAUUAUGUGUAUGUGUACGUUUCAGCUACAUCCAAGUCAUCAGCCUUGAGAGUAUUACUGUAUCUGUGUGUUUCAGUACUGGGAUGUGUCAUGGUUCUGUGCCAGGCUGACUGGGAUUUCAUCAUCCACUUGGGGAGAGUGGUGCUAUCACUUUUGUUCAUGGCAUCAAUUUUUUUUCCCCUCUCAUGCAGUUUAGAUUCAGCUGCAGAGCCUUCGUUUGAUGGAUACACUGACCUUCAACAUGCACGCAUCCUCCUCUCCUCCAGUUUAUUUUUGGGUUUGCACUGCAAAGUUUCCACAAAUUUAAUUAAUCAUUUAAGACGUCAAUGCAUCUAUCUAGCGUGCUGCUGAACAAACCAGCACAAAUGUGGCUUCAAAGAUGCUCCAAGUCUAAUCUGUAGUUCCAGUUUCAGUGUCCAGAUUAACCCUGGAUAAUAAUAGAAGAAGCCUUCAGGCAUAGGGGAGGUCUUUCUCAGCAGGGACAGACAGUCAAGCUGUCAAACACUCGUAAAACCAACCUUUGCUUCACAGACACCACCAUCACCAUGGCGAUGCUAUUCAUGAGGGUUGUCUGCAGCAUUAACACAAAUGGGAGAAGCGGAGCAGAGGCUGUGUGCAGAAGGAGGGGAUGAGGGAGGGUUUCAGUCAGUAUACCAUGUACAGUGAAUGUAUUUUAAUGUGUGUUUGUUGUCAAGUGCUUUUAAAUUAUAUUUUCGUAUGUAACGUGCAGACCAGCGUUUCCCUCUUUUUAUGGGGUUUCAACAGGUUCUGAGAUGAGUGACUUGUAAAUGAUGUCAAACUGUCUUUCUAUAUAAAAGAAGAGCUGCUUAUAUGUAAACAGCAAAAUAAAGUAAAAAAAAUCUGCAGCACUUAAUUUUUUCCCUCCCAAUGCAACCCAAAUGAGAUACAAAGCAGUGAAAAUCAUUUAGACAAGCUUAAU